Heterobilharzia americana is the source of this 6760-nucleotide messenger RNA. The record is from the annotation of a GenBank genome assembly. NCBI's taxonomy places the organism in Eukaryota, Metazoa, Platyhelminthes, Trematoda, Strigeidida, Schistosomatidae.
GGUAUCGGUUCACCUUAACGCUAGAACAUCAGGCCGAGGCAUACCACAGUAUGAUGGGGUUGGAGAUACAAGUGAUGAAGAUAUUGGCUAUGAUGAUGACGAUGAUGAUGAUUAUGAUAAUGAAUAUGACGAAUUAGAGGAAGAUGAGAUUGUAGAAGAAGAUUAUGACGAUGAAGUUGUAGAAGAUUACGGUGAUGAAAUUGUAGAAGAUGAGGAGAUUGAAGAAGAAGAGGAUGAACAGGAAGAGGAAGAUGAAAUCGAAGAGGAUGAAUGCUUUCCAGUUACAUCUGGCAAACGUAUACGUUUGGCACCGCAAGUUAUGGAAAAAAUGUCCAAGGUUUCCGUACAUCAUUCUGGCCAAUCACCGAAUCCCAGCACUGUUUGUACAACCCGAAGGUGGUUAUCUUGAAAAAUAAUACUACACCUAAUAUGCAAGGAAAUAACAAUAAAGCACGGAUAUUAUCAAUCCCAGCUACUGGUGGUCAACGAAUAAUCUUGCCAGCUAAGAUGAAUGGUCCAAAUAGUGGGGAGGAUUCAAUUACUGGGAUAUUUGCCAGCGAAAGAUAUGAAAGAAGACGGUCAAGUUUCAAACUUAUCUAAUCAACCGACAAAUCUGCCUCAAGGUUUACGUCUAGUAAGAAUUGUUCGAAACGCUGAUGGUGGGACUAAUAUAGUUCCUUUGUCUGCUUCUGAUAUAAUCCCGAAAACUGUUGAAUCAAAUGCUAAUAACAAAACUGCAGAAAGUCAAAUUACUGUGAGUUUAACGGGGACAGAGCAGGAAUCAGCAAGUAAAUUAAAUCCAUCUGACGGCAUUCGUGUGAUCUUAAACUCAAACAACGGUCUAAGCAAUGUUGUUAACCUACCCAAAUCAUCGGUUGUGCCUACAGAUUUGCAUGAAAUUCAGCCUACUAUUAUGUAUGCCUCUUUUCCAUCCGUCUCCGUUGGCAAUGAGUCGGUGAAUACUCCACUGCAACCAAUCACCAUUUCUACAGCUAGUUCACAAGUUGGUUUUCGACUUACAGAUCUGAUUACCCCAGUUACUGUCUCGAAUCCUGUAUUACUUCCUUCAUCACAUCAACCACUUACUGUAAACAUAUGUUCUACUGAUAAGCUGAAAACUCCAACUGCUAAUACUGCUGUUCGUUUUGUUAUUGCGCCUACAGCUAAUUCACUUGGGUUAACAAAUUCAACUCAGAUGCCCACUGUUACAGUGGUCAAAGCGUCAAACCAAUCAGAUUUACCUACGGACUCAACAAAAGUUGCAUCUACCACUUCAUCACUGCCACCAUUGCUUCCUCGGAAACCACCUGCUAUCCUUAGACGUACAUUGGCUGGGCCAUCACCCAGUCUACUUUUAUCUGUUAGUUCAUCAAACGAUCAAAUAGUCUCGCAACCUAUGCGUGCACCUUCAGUUGCAAGUCUUGUCGCUACAAAUACAGCUCGUCAACUUGUCUGCGGUGGUUUCAACCGCUACAUACCAACAGGACCCGCACGUCCAAUGAUAUCUGACUCUUCAACAGUUUUGGAUCCACAACAAGGAAGACGCUCAAUUUCCAAAGCUCAACUAACGCGUAAUACUCCUUUAGUAGAUGAAGAUCCUCGAUUUUUAAGUGAUCCUAAAGUUUUUGUUUCUGAAUAUCAAGGUACAUUCAGACAGUUCGUUCCCACAGUUAAAUUGCAGACUCCAAUCAUUGAUGAAGCUGCUCGUGCUUUGGAUCGUGCUGUAGCAGAAGCUAAUGCUAAAUUAGAAUCUAUUAAUGCUCAAAUGGCAUCAGUUCGAUCUGAUGCUCAUGGUCUUGAAACACAAAUUAAAUCAUUGAAGUCAGAAUUAAGCAAAUAUCAAGAGAUUGUCAAUCGUAUCUCACCAGCAGUUAGUGCACCAUACUCCCUAUCACUAUACAACAGUGCUGAUUUUGACUUAAACAAUAAAGCUUUUGUCAACAAAUUUUUUCGAUGCAAUAAAAAAACAAAUAUUGCUGAUGUUCCAGAAGAUAGUGAUUCUCACUUAGCUGUUUUACCAAAAUCUUUGCCUUUUGUGAACAGUUAUUCAUGGCCGGAAAAUGAUUGUGUUCAAAGUCAGUCCUUUAAUGAUAAACAGAAACAAAAUAUUGUGAUUCCAAAAUCAAAUUUAUUUCGGUUGAAUCCUCGCAAUUUACGUUUGGCAAUACUUUUCGCUGGACGUCGUGAAAUUCCAGGAUAUGAUGUUGAGAAAAAACGGCUAUCACAAGUGAACUGGCUUUAUCCAAGUUCUCGGCCUAAUUUUGCAGAAUGCUGGCGUUUUCGCCUCAGUCAAAUACGAAUUGGUCGUUGUGGUAGAGACAACAUUUCUUUUGGACUGGAUCUAGCUAAUUUUGCACUACUUCUACGUACAUUAUGGCACUGUAUUAGAUGGGAUGACAUUUUGGCUGAACCAGAAGAAGAUUCACAUACACUUGAUUCUUCUGGACGACCUUGUUUCAAAAAAACUUUGAACCAUGAGGAUGAUGAUGAUAACGACGAUAACGUUGGUGGUGGUUUUUCAGGGAGACAAGAUGAUAUGCCUUAUUCAGUGAGACGCAUCGUCGAGAUUCAACCCCUUGAUCGAUUUUGGCUACAGGCUAAUUACAAAUUACGUAUAACAACAACUCGUCCGAAUCGAUCAUAUGCCGGUCGUAGGAGAAAAGCUGCAGGCAUUUCGGAUCACUCAGUUAGAGGUAGAUCUGCGAGAGGUUCAUCACUUCAUGACUCUCCUGAAUUCGAAGAAUCAGCUCCGAGGAGAAAAGGUAGACGAACAGGUCAGAAAAAUGGUCAAACUGGAAAAGAUCCUGAUUAUGAUCCUGCAGUAGACGAAGGUUGGCGUGUAGGUAUUCCUUGUUCAACUACUUCUGGUCGUCGACAACCUCGUAAUAAUGGUCGUUCUUACGGCCGUUCUAACCGGGGUUCAUUUUACGACUCAGAAGACGACGAUCAAAAUGGAGAUUUUAACAGUAGUCGACGUGGUUUUCAGUCACAACGUCAUGAAGUGACCGUUGAAGAAAAAUGGAUGUCUGAAGAUGCCGUCUUUCCCUGGGAAAUACGUGUCUUUAUGAACGCUCUACUACCACCCAAAUCCAGUUAUCCUCCUGUCGAUAAUAAUUCAGAUUCGAAAGCUGAUUACUCUAGGAAAAAUCAAUAUAUCAUCUCUGCUCGAUUAGCUUCACUUCCUCCAGGUCCAAGUCCAGAUGAAUCGAAUACAACUGCGAUGCAGAAUAAUCUCGUGCUAUCCUCAGCAAAUACUGAAUGCUGCAUGGAAAAGGAUGGUUUCUUAUAUGGUCAAUCGAAGGCAGUUGUAUCUAACAGCACUUCUUCACGUCGUUCUGCCUUAGCUUCAGCACUUCAAUUUGGUCGUACUCCAGGCUCUUCUAGAAAUCGAACUGAUGAACAUUCAAUCAACAAUAUUCCACGUCCUCUUUCACCGAAUACACUGGAGGCUAAAGCCAGAGCUCGAUCAAUAGCUGCUACAAAUGCUGCCAGAGCAUCUGUUGCGGCUAGACGAGCAAGAUUUGAGCGAGCACUAUUAGAACAACGUGUACGCUCCCUGAAAUCUCAGUUUUGUUCACGUAAACGUUUGAUCUUCAAUUGGGCCAAAUCACUUGCGGAUAUUGCUGUCAAUGAAAUCAAAGGUGCCCAUUUGGGUACUAAAACAGAACAACCAAUUGAGGAUCCUGUAGAAGUUGAACAAAAAACAUUACAUCAUAUUGCUAAAAAGUCUACUGUACGUAGAGGUCGACCGCCUGUCAGUCGUCCGAAGUCACCAACGAUAUUACAGAAGAAAAAACCUGGUCGCCCUAAAAGCACAGUACAUAAUGACAGUAAAAAUGCUCUUAACAAUAAAAAGUCAAAACGAAAAAUUUCUUCUAUCUCUUCAUUAUCAUCUGGUGAAGAAAACGUGAAUCCCGAUUCUGAUCCCUUAACAGACUAUACCGAUGCAGGAGAUCAGGAAAUUGAACCCGAAUGGACACCAGCUGGUCCUACUAGCCAUCUCAAGUCUGCAAGUAACCGACCUCCUCGAAAAAGUGCCCUUAACCAUGAAUUUAUUAAGUCAACCAAAAAUAGUGCUUUGAAGACUAUUCAGUCAGUAAAAUGUCCGGACAGGAGUUCGAAAGCUUCGUUAGCAAUAAAGGCUUCUCUAAAAGAAUCUAAUAAAUCGUUAGCAUCUGAAAAGGACAGUGAUGUUACUAGCUGCUGUUCCACACCUAGCACAUCACCUGGAUUAGGAGAUUAUGAUAACUGUCAACAAAAAUCUGAAGUGAUAAGUCAGAAAUCAGUGGUGAAGGAUAGAGCAAGUCAAUCCUACCCCAAGAAAACAAAGAAAUCUAGACAUGAAUCAUCGAAUUCGGAUGCGAGUGGACGGAACGACAAUGUUUCAGUUCGUGUGAAAUCCCCACACUCAUCUUCAGCAGGUGGCUCUAAUCGAGGACGUGGUGGCGGUGGUGGUCGUCGUAGAGGACGACCUAAGUCUACAGAUGAGUCAGAUAAGAACGAAGCCCCAUCUGAAUUGACUGUCAAUAUUCCACGUAGUGUACCUUCAUCUCCCUCUUCUGCAGCGUACUGCAUUUGUAAAACUCCAUAUGAUCCAUUGAGAGAAUAUAUUGGCUGUGAUUUGUGCCGGGAUUGGUUUCACUUUGAAUGCGUUGGCCUAGACUCCAAAGAUGCAGAUAAAUUAGGUGACUCUUGGCACUGUCCAGAUUGUAAACAGGCUGAAUUGCAAGCGAAUGAAAUGCUGUAUUGUGUUUGCCGUACACCCUAUGAACCAACAAGAGUAUAUAUUGCAUGUGAUGGAUGUGAUGAGUGGUAUCAUCCAGAGUGUGUUGGUUUAACGCCUGAAGAAGCUGUUAAUCAUCCGGACACAUACCUUUGCCCAGCAUGUCGUGAAUCAUCACAGCGUAAAAGCAGCAUCACAACAAAAAAGUUGAGUGGUAGAUCGAAGAAAUCCAAAUUAUCCAGUAGUGAUGAAGCGGAGUAUACUGAUCAACCCGGCGCCAAUACUAUCUAUGCUACGCAUCUCACUUCAGAUAGGAUAGAAGGACUAGUUAAUUUAAUUGAAGAAAUCAAAAAGCAUAAAAUGUCAUGGCCAUUUAUAACUACUCCAGAUCCGGUGAAGUUUCCUGUGGCUCAAUCUUUAGAUGAUGCAUUUAAUCUGCCUUCAGUCAUAUCAAAUCUGAAAACAGGAGUCUACAAAACUUUGGGUGAUUUCUCAUUUGAUAUGAAUCGUCUAUUCGCUAGUUCCCGUUUAAUAUAUCCUAAGGAUACUCCAGAAUUUAAUUGUACUGAAAUAGUUGAAGCGCUAUUUGUCCAGAAAAUGAAACAGUUCAAAGAGACAUUAUAAUCUUGGAUACAUGAUAUACAUAUUUUUCUUACACCAAAAGAAGCAAGGAAUAUAUUUCCGGACGGAAAAUCAACUUGACACUACUGAACAGCUGCAGCUGAUGAUUGUAUGUAUAAACAAAUUUAUGUACACAUUAUUUUGCUAUCUAUAAUCGUUACGUAUGUAUAUGUUUUCUCCGCGCAUGUGCCGUAAUCUAUUCAACGCGUUAAAAAACUUUUGACUGUCUGUUUCGUUAACUUUACAGAUAUUUAAGAGUAUCACUACUGAAUCUAUCAGUAUCAGUAAUUAAAACUUAUUGUAAAUUUUUAUGACAUUUUUGUUGAUUUUUCAGUCUCCGGGAGUAUUUUAUAACUUCCUUUUUUCUAUUACAGAAACUUUUUUCUAGCAUUUAUUUUGAUUGUAUAUUCUCUUUUCUUCACCCUACUGUUUGUUAAUGUACAUUAAAAUCUGAGAACUUGUUUUUUCUGUAAGCUCCAUGAAUAUAUUUUGUAUAUGUGUGUAUGCUUGAGCGUGAAUGUUAACUACUUUCCUUUGUCCUCGAUUAACUGAAAUCCAAACAAUCAUUUGGUAUUGUUUUGUUGAUAUAUUUACUAUUGGCUCUUUUUUUUCUGUUUCUCUUCAUCAUUUAAUCUCAUUUUGUAUAUGUACACUAUCAGUAUAAUGAUGAUGUUCGAAGAUCAAAACAUAUCUAUACAGAAAGUAUGUAUACUUACUCCUUCUGUACUCAUUCAUCAACGUACACACACACACACACACUUCUACUUGAUGUAUGUUGAUAUAAUCUCUAACAUUCAUUGAUUGUUUCAUUCCUUACUUAAUAUGGAGAAAGAUAAUAUUUAUGUAUAAAAAUGUGUUUAUAUAAGAAGCACUGUCUAGUUUUCAUGCAAAUUUCGUUGGUAAUAUUCCCAAUUACUUGUCAAUGAGGUAAAUUGUUCGGUUCAGAUGACGUUUUUGUGAAAAAGAAGGAAGAAGUGCGACGCAGAUAGCAGAAUCAACUGAUAUUAUUCGAACUAGGUCUGCACAAUGCGAUACGUAAAUGAAUAAUUGGACGGUAGCACGAUAAACUGGUCUUUAUUUACCAAAGUAACCUCUAGUAAAUCAUAACAACGCCAAAGAAAGCAGUGACUGGCUGUGUAAACUCCGCAUUCCGACUGAUGAUAAUACAAAGCAAGUUUUAGCACAGUAACUUUGAAGAUGGAUUGGUUUCCAGUAGCCAAUUUGUAGAGAUGCGAGUCUGACAAAAAGUGUUCAAUGUUAUCUGGUUUUGUAUUCAAGUGGAUAAGUGAUACUGGCAUAAGUAACCAAUUGACGAAUGAUUAUGACUAUUCUUAGCUUGUAAAUACUAACGUUAGCAUUAACUGUUGUCUGAAGAAUAAUCUGUACUUUGGACUAAAAUAAAUGCUUUCUAAUUGC